Brassica napus (rape) is the source of this 1379-nucleotide messenger RNA. RefSeq lists its product as uncharacterized. The coding region runs from base 1 to 1269 and encodes 422 amino acids. The record is from RefSeq and is a predicted model, not a curated record. The transcript is spliced from 2 exons. Lineage: Eukaryota; Viridiplantae; Streptophyta; Magnoliopsida; Brassicales; Brassicaceae.
AUGAUCGCAAAGACUCUCCCAGUCCCAGUUAUCGAGGCGCCGUUUGCUCGUCCCCUCUCCGACGCCGGUGGAGUCAUGGCUCGCCGGCGUCGACCCUCUAAAACUCUAUGUCUCUCUCUCCUCUUAUCUUCUAUCCGUUCAAGCUCUCUGGUUUCGUCCGUCUCCUUGUCUUGGUCGGAGAACAUUGUGACUGUUUCGUUUUCCGGGGGCUCCCGGUCUAUGUUCUCGGUUUCCUCUUCGGCUCACCGCCUCACGCUUACCGUUAUGUGUCUUGUUGGGCUCAGAUCUGUAAGAAUCAGCUCCCGUUUCAUCGUCAUCGCUCCUGUUCGUGCUCUCAUCGUCUCUCACGCCGUCGACGGUUCUCCGUUGAGACCGUCUCUCAAGGUGAGCAGGGACGACGUGGUUAAGCCUUUCGGAUCGCUUUCCACCGGAGUCGUUAUUUUCUGGGGGGUUCCCCACUUUUCCUCUGUUACUGUCAGCCACAACCACCGUGACUCACCAAUGCUCUGCAACUGCAACUCUGGUUUAACAGCCGGAAAAGCCUUAACCUUCGAGGUAGUCACGUCUCAAAACCCUAGAUUUAUGAAGCACCGUUCAGAUCUACCGCCGUCCCCGCUAGUUAUGAUGUAUGCUUUUUUGUUGUCUCAUCGAGGAGGAGAUCUGCUCCGACGAGCCUCUCCGCGGCGACUUAGAUUUAUUUCAGAAGACCGGAGAUCAGCACCAACACUCACCCCCUCAUCUGUUCCGCUCAACCGUCGCUGCUCCCUUUCCGGCGACCCGAGCUCCUGUCAACGUCAACGGAACAGCAUCGCUCAAGCCUGUGAGAUGGGCCUAUUUGCUUGUAGAUUGGGCCUGAGAACACUAAUUGUCUUUUUACCGGUGGGUUCACUGGGCUCGUUGUCAUCUUCAUCACCAUACUCAUCACCAUCAUCAUCAUCACCUGCCUUCUCUCGAAGAAGUGUUUCCCCUUCUGCCCAUGUGCGAAGGUGUAUUUCCAAGUCUAUAACCGUCUUGCUAUCUUGUGGAGCGGUCCGUUCGGGGCCUGAAGAUGCAGCGGAUUUCGUUUCGACGAUAUUCCGAGGUGCGGAUUGGAUAUCAACGUCACUUUUCAAUGUGACUAAAUUUCAACCUUCCGGCACUGCCGUGAAUUUGACGCAUUCAAGCUUUGCUAUGAAUUCGCUGUCUCUUUAUCUUAGAGGUUUCUCUAAAUCUAUUGUUUGUGUUGUAUGGUUUUAUGUUUGUAGUUCUAUGAACUCUUGUAGACUUUAAGUUUUUUAAUGAAAGUGGUGUUCCAAAAAAAAUAAAACAGACAUGAUCACCAAUGUUCUGCCAAAUGAGCAAAAAUGGAUAAAAAUUAAUAAAUUAUACAAAAGCUAGCA